Messenger RNA from Rhipicephalus microplus (southern cattle tick), 4993 nucleotides. RefSeq names its product dihydroxyacetone phosphate acyltransferase (gene Gnpat). Gene Ontology annotation, biological process: ether lipid biosynthetic process; fatty acid metabolic process; triglyceride biosynthetic process. NCBI's taxonomy places the organism in Eukaryota, Metazoa, Arthropoda, Arachnida, Ixodida, Ixodidae. The record is from RefSeq and is a predicted model, not a curated record. Gene Ontology annotation, cellular component: mitochondrial membrane; peroxisomal membrane. Gene Ontology annotation, molecular function: glycerone-phosphate O-acyltransferase activity; glycerol-3-phosphate O-acyltransferase activity.
UAAACAAACGAGAACCGCGCCUGCCGUGGAUCUUUCUGCCGGCGUCGAUGCUUAGGCAAUGAUCGCACGCUCGUUUGAGCGUUAAUCGCGUCGAUUGAAGGAAGAGAAGAAGCGUUGGUUUGUUCACCGGUCAUGUCGUCGACGUAAAAGGAGCCUGCGAGGCCAGAGAGUCAAACCGUGAAGGAAGGGCAACUCAUUUCGCCACCAUGAGCACCGGCUACAUCACGCUGAACGGCGAGCGGUUUGAGGACCUUCUCCAUGAUCGACGCACCAUAGGAGACCUGUCGUGGUGCACACGAGAAUGGAGCUGCCCCAAGUACCGCUUCUUUGGCAACCGGACACCACACCAGGUCAAGCAGGAGGUGCUGCGCAGCGCGCGUGUACAGAAGGCUAUUACCGAGGUGAGCGCCGAGCAGAAGCGACCCGUCGCGGAAGUGUCGGAGGAGGUGCGCCGCAUUCUCGAGCAGAUGGGGCACAACAUGCGUAUGGGCAACAUUCGUUUCCUCGGCUACAUGUUCAGCAAGUCAUACAAGAGCAUGUACCGGGCCAUCUACGUCCACACCGAGGGCAUGGAGCGGUACCGAAAAGCUGCUGCUGAAAAUCCGGUGCUGCUGCUGCCAACGCACCGCAGUUACAACGAUUUCCUGCUCAUGUCUUACGUGUGCUUCUAUUACAACGUACCGCUCCCCGUCAUAGCAGCAGGAAUGGACUUUCUGGGCAUGCCAGCCGUGACCAUGCUGCUUCGCAACGGCGGUGCCUUCUUCAUCCGGCGCUCGUUCGGCACCGACCAACUGUACUGGGAGGUGUUUCGCCAGUACAUCCACUCCCUCAUUGCCGGCUCAGAGCACGCCCUCGAGUUCUUUGUCGAGGGAACACGCAGCCGCACGGCCAAGUCACUCUGUCCAAAAAUCGGUCUGCUUCAGACAGUGUUGGAGAUGUUCUUCACCUCUCAAGUCUCUGACAUAACCGUCAUCCCCAUCACCAUCACGUACGACCGCACGCUCGAGGAGAACCUCUAUGCCUUCGAGCUGCUGGGUGUGCCCAAACCCAAGGAGUCUACGUCGGGCCUGGUGAAGGCUAGGGGCAUCCUGAACGACGACUACGGCAACAUCUUCAUCAAGUUUGGCUCGCCCAUGUCGGUCCGGCAGUUCUGCGGUCGGUCGGUUGAUCGGUCUGUGCACAGCAGGCACCCUAGAUUUGAGACCCACGUGACCCCCGAAGAAACUGCGGUGUGCAAUCGCCUCGCCCACUGGGUGGUCCGGGCUCACCACAGGUCCCUGGCCCUGUCGGCUUUCCCCCUGUUGUGCCUCUGCUAUCAGGCGCGCGUGAGCCAGCAGCGCAGCCGCGGCCUGUUGCCACCGCGGGUCAUGCUUCACGAUCUGGCCGACGAGGUGCUCUGGCUGCGAGAGCUGGUGCAGCGCCUGGGUGCCCUCGUGCACCUUAAAGGAGGAAACAGCAACCAGACAAAUCCAGUGAGCUGGCUCCGUCGCGAAGUCCGGCUGCACUCCAACAUGUUCCGGCUCACGCCAGAAGGCACCAUCGAAUUGGCACCGGCCGACGCGAGCGCAGUGCUCCCGGUUGUAGCCGAAGCUGGUGCCAAGGCACCUGGUGCCCUGCUGCGGAUAGAGGCCGACACGGUGAAGACGGCCGUGCCUGAGAUGAUGCUGUAUCACUACGGCAACCAGGUUCUUCAAGUGGUGGCGCCAGUGUGCAUGGCGUCGCUCGCACUUCUGGUCACACCAGUCCCACGGUCUCAAGCUUCAGUGUACGAGAACUUCAAGAAGCUACAGAGCCUACUCCAGCGGGAGUUUGUUUUUGAGGUGGACAAACUGGAAGAGAGCUUUCUGGAGGCAACGUACGCGCUGCAGAGUCUCAACGUGCUUGCCGUCCUCCGGCUGGAGCCGGCUUCUCCGGAGAGCACGAGCAGCUUGCAUUUCCUCGCUAGUCACAUGACACCCUUCCUCGAGGGGCUUCAGACGGUGUGCGUCUUCCUGCGCGAUCAGCCCAGCGACGUGGUGGAGGUGCCCUUGCCCGAGCUAGUGCGGAAGUGCCAGUGUGCCGCGGAGAAGCGGCUGCGCCAGGGACAGCUUGCAGACUACCGGGUGCUGUCCCUCGACAUGCUCAACAAUUGCCUCAUCUGCCUCUGUAACCUGGGUGCAGCACACAAGGAGAAGCGGGACGGUGCCGUCGUCUUGGUUCCAAAUGCUGACGCCAUCUCCAAAGUUCUGGAGAGCAUCGAUGUGUUCCUUUCCCUGGCCGCGAGGUCGUCGUCGUCGAGGGACGCUGAGCCCUGCCAAGCCAAGCUGUAGCCGCGAGGAUGCUGCAGCUUAUUUAUUUCAUUUCCAUAGAAACAUGUGGUAUUGUUGUGAUAUAUGUCCGCCUACAGUCAGUUUUGUAUAGCCCAAAUACAAGUAAUCUCUACGAGUCACAGGAAUUAAUCUUUCGCUUGCUUAUUUUUUUUCUCACCCCUUUCAGUGCUUCUUUUUGCACUCGAACGUUUUAUUUUUCUGUUCUCUGUUUCUACAUUGAGUGAUAGGGGUUUUGUUUCAAUGUCGUGUUUUAAUGGCAUUUAGUAGUGAUUAUGUGAAACGUAGGCAUUCAGGAGGACAUGUGUCAGUGCAGCGGAAUCAUUUCCGAGUAUUCCUUAAUGAACAACGUGUUCAGGUUCAGCACAUGUUAAUGGCCUGAAAUAGUUGUACAGUAAUACCUCGUUAACUGGAAGUCGUAAAAACCAGGGAAAAUUUUGAGAUUCUUGGGAUAAGCAAAGGUGCACUAAUUGCCAGGAAUAAUUAGUACUUUUCAGAAAAAUCACUGCUACUUACCGGCUACUCAAUAACAGUUCGUAAUCUUUUUUCUCGUGCAAGAUUUAAAGAAAAAAAUAAUGACAUUCAAGAAACUUUAACCUGCUGGGUUUUGCCGGACACCCUUACAAUCAACGCCGCUUCAAUGUCUGGGAACUUUGAACCUCGAACCCCCUUUAGCUGGCUGGAGAAGCUCUGCUGAAAUCCAUCCAGCAUCUUUUGCUUGUUUUUCAGUACCGUCGAAAGCGUAGACAAACGGGAUGCCGAAUUCCUGCACCAUGCUCAAUUUCAUUCGGCCUUCUUUCUCCACUUCCUUAAUUAGGGCAACCUUUUUUUCUAGCGUUAACAGCUUGCACUGCCUUGAUGCCAUGCUUGCCACACACGCUAAGUUGCCACUUCUCACAGUCAGUGAAAAAUCCGUACUGCUGGGUUUGCGCAAAUUAACAGAAAUCGCACCUCAGGGAAAAUUGCGAGCAUCGCACUCGCAGUCAGCAAAAAAUCCGUACCACGUGGUUUUCGCAGAUGGGUGGAAGUCGCACCUCAAGGAAAGUCAUGUGCACUGCACAAAGCGAACGAGACAAACUAUGGCAAGCGUGGGCAGAGGGCUUCCCUGCUCGGCAUAUGUACGUGUCCCAUGACGUGCCACAGAGUUGCUUGAUGAAGUUAAUAUGUCUCUAGGUUGAGACUUCACACACUUUGCGGUUGCAGAAAGCAUCGACGUAGUGGCAGGCGCAGCUAAAUAAGAAAAAUAAUUGACGGACUUCAGCUGUGGCAGCAUCGCGCAAAUUCUUGUGAAAUGGUCUGGUGGCGAAACUUCAAAAAUACAUCGAGAUAAAGGGCAAUAUGUACAUGGAACAUAUAAAAAAUGUGCGAUGCUGCGGAAUAUAUCGACUUAGCCGAUUUUUUAAGAUAUGCAAGUUCGAGUUAACGAGGUAUAACAGUAUCUACAUAUGGAGUACCACUGUGGAAUUCUCUGUUCAAUAAAUGGCAUAUGAAUCUUCUAACUUAGUGUGAUGGGUUAAUGGCUAAAGCUGGUUUUCAUGUGAUUUUGUACGGUCACCUAUGUUCUUCAUACUGACUGAACCUUAAAGCUGUUGAAAGUUUUUAAGAAGUUUUGAAAAGCAAAAGAACUUCUCUGGAAUGUCUUACGGGUGAGUCUGCUUACUCCCUUUUGAAGGUGUGGCAAUCUUGACAUAAUGACAUGAUCAAAGUGUGCAUUUUAACCUGACAAAUGCGGCCUUAGUGUGUAGAGAAGACUGAUCAUGUAAGCACACUUGCUGUGUUGAUGUAACUGGGAGAAACUGUCAUGUUUGCAUAAUAUGUACACAAAUGCAUGGAAUUUUUGCAUGAAUUUGGCAUGAUUUCUUAUUGGUUCUAAUAUAGAACGCAUAAAACAAUGUUUUAGAUUGGAAGCUUUCUUUUUACCGCUACCUUGUCGUGAUAAUUGAACUAAAUGACGACAUUGCUUUGACGUACUGCCUGCCAAAUCGCAGAUCACUUACAGGUAAUUCAUGCUCUGAUAACGUAAAGAUGUGGUAUACCACAAAAUAACGCAAAAUGUUGGUUUGCCAGCAAUGUUUUUAUGUAAUCGAGGCUUGAUAAGUUUGAACUUUCUGUGCUCUUAGUGCAGAUAGAUAAUAGCUGAUACAAUGGCAUUAUAGUCAUCGUAAUCUGUCCGCAUCUGAUGGUCGAUAAGUUGUUUUUAUUUAAUUUGCAUGAGAUAGUGUACGUGAACUACACUAGACUAUUUCAUUAACUGCCUUUUGCACUCAACUCUCCUUUUUUGCGCACAACAAUAAGUGUGUGCAGAUUUCUUCGCUGUAGUGUCCAUAACUGCCACUUAUUCUCGGUGAGGUCGUGCCCUGUUUAGUUGUGUGCAGUCCUCGUAAUUCAGGAGACAACUUGUGCUGCCUGUGCAAUUGAAUUACAUUUACCUGAAUGCAGCUGUCUCCUGCUUCUAUUACUCCGCAAACUCGACCUUUGCUGGAAUUGUCACAAGUUUGCUGUCGUGCUUUGCUUAUUUAUGCCAUUAUGGCUCUGCCGUUGGACUCCUUCUUGUAACAAAGCUUUCCCACCUUUAUUGUUUGCAUUGAAAGCACCUUUAUCGGCAUUUAUGAUAGACUGUUUCGUGCAGUGGGUUGCCUUCGUAUGUGAAAACAUUAAAAUAGGUCCUUGUGGCCUUUGUUGUUUCA